Mya arenaria is the source of this 3516-nucleotide messenger RNA. RefSeq lists its product as uncharacterized. Bases 54 to 3104 code for a protein of 1016 amino acids. The record is from RefSeq and is a predicted model, not a curated record. Lineage: Eukaryota; Metazoa; Mollusca; Bivalvia; Myida; Myidae. The transcript is spliced from 5 exons.
UAACUUGGAUACAGUGGCCGAAACUGUGUUUACUAAGAUCUCAUGGCUACACUAUGACCUCCUACAAAGAUAUACUGCGGGAGAAAGAAGCCCAAAACUGGAUCAAGGCCGCCAUCGCCCUCAACAUCACCAAGGAGGGUCUUCAAGACAUAGUAGAGGACGUGCUGACAUGUGUACAUCAGGACAUCUAUAGCACCGUUAGAACAUCCAAGGGUCUUCCACCCGGGGCAGCAUGUGCAUUUUGUUUCACCGAGAACGUGUUGAAUUGCCCUACUCGAGGGAUAUGCACUAGUACUAGAAACUGUAGAUUUCAUAACUCCCCUCAAAAACUGUAUGCUCCAUGUCCAAACGGGAUUUGUGAAGGCGUCCGUGACGAAAUAGUCAAACAUCACAGGUUUUCGGGACCAUCAUGGAAGAACACGAACGCCGACAAAUGGUGUACCAUUCCCUGGGAGAUAGGCAAGUGUUUCCUGCCUCCUGAUGGCUACAAGACCGUGUCCUCCAUCAAAGACAGCGAUUUCAACGGCGUGAUCAGCGUCAUGAUGAAUUGCAAGGAUUUCCAAUAUAAGCUGUCGUUUAACGUUGCGAUACAGCCAAAUUUAUUGACAGAGGUUCGAGACAUUGGUCGACGCGUACGCCACUCUAAUGACCAGAAGGUCAAGGACACGGAACUAGUAGACUUCCUGUUCAAGCUCCGCACCCUGCUGGAGGACAAGACUGAACUAGCAAACCGACCCGAGGCACAACACGCCGUGGAACAGCUUAAGAAGCUGCAAACAGACGAUUUCAAGAUCAGUGCUGAGAACGAAGGGGAGGUGUUGAAGGAAGGAUUACGACUACGUUUGGCAAACCAUUACCAAACCACUUUGGCCGACAUGCCGAUAUCUCCCAUUCUUGAAGAAAAGAAUGCAAAACUCAGGAAAUUCUACGUGGCACCGAAAAUUGUGGAGAAAGAUCAUAGACAAAUCGGCAAAAUUGACAAGGGAGAAAGUGGUCAAGAGGUUGCCAAAUUUUCAGAUGUUUUCUUAAAAAACGGUCAGCUGCUCAGAAAUGUUUUCCUUGUUGGUGAACCGGGCAACGGGAAAUCCACAUUCUCCGUAAUGUGUGCCCUGGAAUGGACUCACCAGUAUUUACCAGAGGUGGAACAUGUCGGUAUUAGAACAAGCUAUGCCGAUCCAGAAUUCUUCAAAGAGUUUGCAUUUUUGUUUCAUAUCACCCUACGAGAUUCGGGUAAGACGUGUGAUCUAGCAGAAAUGAUCAAGGAUCAACUUAUAGGUAAAAUCUACCACGAGAAGGAUGCCGAUGAUGGUUACCGGCUAUUGCAGACGGUUCUGGAAAGUGAAACAUGUUUAAUCAUAGCUGACGGCCUUGACGAAUGGACUCAUCCGGGAAACGUAAACUGUACGUGCAAAACUGAGGAAAAAGUUAUCCCUUUCCGAAAUUCGGCCAACAAGGCCACGCUCCUCACGACAACGCGUCCCUGGCGACUGUCACAGUUUAGAGUGCAGGAUUCAAAGAUCGACAAAUAUCUUGAAAUAGAAGGAGCUGCAGAUACAAAGCAACUUGUGGAAAAUAUCAUCAACAUUCUUAAUGGGGGAAAUAAGGAUGAACGGACACCAGAGGCUUUCAUGGAAAUGGUGUCAGCGAAGAAUCUUCAAGGAUUAUUGUCAGCACCUAUCAGUACCACCCAGCUCGUGUGCCUGUGGUUCGAGGGCAAGUCGUUAACCGAUUCAAAGUGUGACAUUUAUGCUGGCGUGAUAAACAUGCUAUCAUGUAGAUGUAGUUAUAUGCAACGGAAGCAUAAAAUUCCGAAAAUUGAACUGCCACCUGUAUUAAAGAAACAUGAAUGCUUCAUGCAAAAUCCCAUGGUUUACCUUGCGCUGGCAAAGUUAGCAUGCACAACUUUGUAUUCAGAGUGCAGAGGUUCGUCUGUUGUUUUCAGCAACAAAACAGUCAACGCUUUGUUAAGCAAGGAACAUGUUGAAUUUGCACUGAAGUCAGGCUUACUCACGGAGAAGAAAUCCAACUCAUUGAUCGAGAGAUCAUCUCACUUUUCAUUCUUUCAUAAAACACUUCAAGAGGUUUUAGCGGCUCUUCAUUUAUGUUUGAAUGAAAACGACUUCAGUCAGCUAUCAAACCAUUACGAACAAGAUAAUAAGGAAAAUAUCUUGGGAGAUGUAUCUCAGACAUUUAUUUUCAUAUGUGGAAUGAAGCCCGAGCUCGGUGUACAAAUGUCUUCAUGGAUCAAUAGUUCUAUACCACCAUACCAACCAUCAAUCUACUAUAUAGUGGAUACACUACUUCAGGACCUGAUUGUCUCCGGGUACCAUGAAGCACAGGCGAACAACUAUGGUGACAUACCGUUCUAUCUCGCAUACUUCCGGAUUGAUUGUUACGAGGAUGUUGUAGUGUUAAAAAAGCUGAUGAUGAUAAACAAGAAACGUAUUCAGUUACUGUUCAUCCGGGAAUGCGAUGACCAAAUUAAUGGGGAAGAGCUGCAGGAGGUGAUCACAUCCUCCUCCGACUCACUCAAAGGAGUGAGACUGUGGGACCGCCAUGGGCAGUAUGACCUGUCCCAGUGUCACAGGCUGGAAUAUCUGAAGAUACGAGGAAACAAUACCACACGUGUGCAGGUUGAUCCAACAAAUAUUACAACAUUUUACUUAGAGAUAGUAUCAUCAAAUGUUGAAAUGUACAUAUUUGAAUUAUUUAAAAACCCUCAAAGGUGGAGUAAACUACACUAUUUUAGGUUAACUAUCGUUAAGAAUGUCCAGUUACUUGUGGAUAUACUACCAAGUCUCCCUCAGUUACAACACCUUGACAUAUAUAAUACAGAUCUAGGUGAGCUCCACCUGCUCCCUCCAGCCACCAUCACCCAUAUUACACUUUGUAUUAUGACAAUGACAGCGGAGGCGGUGCGGAGUCUGAUAGAGACGAUGAAGAACAUACCACACACCAUUACAUGCAAGAUGGAGUACUGCACGGUGGAACCUGCUAGUGAGAUGAAAGACAUCCGAGAACAUAUGGACAGUUCGGCGUCAUUCAAGGUUCUCAGAUUUGACAAUACGCGUGAAUGCUUUGAUUUCAUAUUUACCAAAACGUGAAUAAUAAGUUAAAUGUUAGCAUCGAUAUUGAGAAAUCAUGUUUGAUGAAAAACAGUGAAACAAUCAAUGAAAGUGUCAUUCUAUUUAUAGAAAUAUGUUAUAUGUUACUUUUCAACGAACUAAUUAUCAUCAACCACUUUCUAUGUGUAUUCAACUACUUUAAUUCACGUUGUGUAUUUACAUGCAUCCUAAAAUAAAUAAAAUAGAUUUAACUUUACACAACAAUGUCGUUGUGGCAGAUGUUAUUAAUCUUAGAUGGAAACGUUCUCAUAUCAAAACAGUCCACUAUAAACGUGCAAAUUGUAGGUUAAACUUGAUCGACUUCGAAGAAGAGUCGCUUUAAUAAUCUAUCAACUCAUUUCCUAUUUCAAUAUGAUGUUAUUGAUAAAUGUUAGUCUUACUUCGCGAUAGG